Molecule: messenger RNA, 483 nt
Organism: Hyaloscypha bicolor E
Lineage: Eukaryota; Fungi; Ascomycota; Leotiomycetes; Helotiales; Hyaloscyphaceae
Exons: 2
Coding region: 4-483 (159 amino acids)
Source: RefSeq, a predicted model, not a curated record
AGAAUGGACACCUUCCAAACGCAAGUCCAACGCGAGUUCGAUGGCCUGCGAGCUGAAAUUACCACCUUGCAAGCAAAAAACACCCAGAAAUCGAAGCUCCCAGAUCCAGAAAAGUUCGCUGGAAGUACGUACAAGUUCGACACCUGGCUGCCUUCAAUUAAGGCCAAGCUACGGAUUGACGGCCCGGCCAUUAGAGACUCCAUUGCCCAGUUUUACUAUGUUUACCUUAAUCUGGAGUCCUCUAUCCAAUUAAUGCAAUUAGAGGCUAAGGACCGUUUGUAUGCCCUCCGCCAAGGCAACGAUUCCCUUCCUGCCUAUAAUGCCAAGUUUGAAUGUACCCUGUAUGAAGCGAAUGGCCAAAGCUGGCCAGAUAUUAAUAAAAUUUCCAGCUUUCGCAAUGGCCUCAAUUCCGCAAUUCGCUCUCGUCUGGCCCAGCAGCUUGUUCUACCCAGGAUCUAUACUGAUUUCCUGCGUACGGUUUAG